AUGGGAGCAACGCCUUUCCAACUCGAGGCUUGGACCGAGUAUGGCAUUGGCCUGCUGGUCCUCUUCGCUCGAAUCAUCUACCGAUCCAUCACCCUUGGGAAACACUGGGAAGGCGAUGACUAUUUUGCCGUCGUAUCCGUCUUCUUCUGGACGGCUGAACUUUGUAUGCUCGAGCUGAUCGGGCAAAAUGGCGCCAUCACAGGAUUGACCCAGGAGGUUGCCGAGGCACUCAGCGAGGAGCAGAGACAGGGCAUUGUCUUUGGCAGCAAAUGUCUCCUAGCAGGUUGGUGUUUGUACGUGACCUUGAUCUGGUGCCUCAAGGCAUGCAUGCUCUUCCUGCUGGGCAGGAUCACGACCAACCUCAACCAACAGCGCUUUGUCCAGCUCACGGCGUGGACUUGUGGAGCGGCCUAUGUCGCGACCAUCAUAGUUAUCCUGGCUCGUUGCGCGCCGAUACACAAGACAUGGCAAAUCCUGCCCAUACCUAGCGAUGCGUGUUCCAAGAACAUUCCCAACUACUAUGCCCUCGUCGUCACGAACCUGACGACCGACAUCAUGAUUGUUUCGAUCCCGAUCCCGCUGCUGUGGCAAGUCCAAAUGCCGCCUUUACGCAAGCUCAUGUGUGACCUGUGGCUCUGCACGGGCGUCUUCAUCGUAGUGGCAACGCUUCUUCGAUGCAUCCUGUGUCUGCGGCAGGCCGACGACAUCAACGUCGGCACGAUUUGGUCGAUCCGCGAAACGUUUGUCGCCAUCAUCGCCGUGAACUUACCUGUAUUGGGUCCCUGGAUCACAAAGACGGUCAGUGCUGUUCGCUCAAAGGGAUCACAGGGUCACGAGUCGGGGAUGAACCCGAACAAGAGCGACCACCUGGUCACGAUUGGAAAGCAAAGCAACCGCUUGGAGCGGCUCAAUAAGGACGGACGUGGUUGGACAAACAUCGAUACGGAAAGUGAGGAAAGGAUCAUUCCCGAGCGGUCUUGA
Messenger RNA from Emericellopsis atlantica, 981 nucleotides. RefSeq lists its product as uncharacterized. The coding region runs from base 1 to 981 and encodes 326 amino acids. The transcript has 4 exons. The record is from RefSeq and is a predicted model, not a curated record. Lineage: Eukaryota; Fungi; Ascomycota; Sordariomycetes; Hypocreales; Bionectriaceae.